Molecule: messenger RNA, 684 nt
Organism: Dipodomys spectabilis (banner-tailed kangaroo rat)
Lineage: Eukaryota; Metazoa; Chordata; Mammalia; Rodentia; Heteromyidae
Product: vegetative cell wall protein gp1-like
Exons: 3
Coding region: 1-684 (227 amino acids)
Source: RefSeq, a predicted model, not a curated record
AUGGGGGGUGCCAGAGUGUGGGCCUGGGACAUGGUGGCACAGAAACACAUGGGCAGCGCGGUCACCAAGGAAACCCCGUGCCCGCCUCUCCCCCUCCCCAUCUCCGCGAGCCCCCGGCCGCGGCGAGGGCGGGAGGGGCGCGGGGGGCCCGGCGCGGACCCGCGCCCCGGCCGCCCGCACCCCGAUCGCCCCCCGACGCCGCCCGGACUCCGCGCCCUGACCACCCGCUCCCCCCGACGCGGCCCGAACCCCGAUCGCCCCCCCCAGACGCAGCCCAAACCUCGAUCGGCCCCCCCGCGACGCAGCCCGAACCCCGAUCGCCCCUCACCCCGACGUGGCCCGAACCCCGCGGCUCGACCGCCCGUUCCCCCCACGCCCGACGCGGCCCGGAUCCCGCGGCCCGAGCGCCCGGCCCCCGACGCGGUCCGGACCCCGGCCCUGAUCGCCCUCCCAGCCCCGAUCGUUCUCCCCCCCACCCCCGACGCGGCCCGGACCCCGACGCGGCCCGGACCCCAGCCCCGAUCGUCCCCCCACCACGCGUCCGGACCCCGCGGCCCGGGCGCAGCGCCCCAUCCCCGACGCAGCGCCCCGGCGCCCCCGGCCCCGCCCACCGCCCUCUGCGGCCCGCAGGAGUUCUUCAGCAAUGUGGGCAUAGAAAGUGACCCGGGUUGCCAAGGGGAGUGA